Molecule: messenger RNA, 2537 nt
Organism: Caenorhabditis sp. 36 PRJEB53466
Lineage: Eukaryota; Metazoa; Nematoda; Chromadorea; Rhabditida; Rhabditidae
Source: the annotation of a GenBank genome assembly
AUGGUGAGCAAAUUGAUCAAAAUGGGAAACUGGAGGGAGAAUUCAGAUGAUUUGGAGUAUGAAAACGUGGAAAUCGUGCAAAAUGACGAGGAAUGGAACGCAAAUUCGAAAUUGAAAUGGGCGAACGAACGAGAGGAAUCGGAAGGGAAUGUGAGUAUUAAAUUGGUUAUUUUCAAAGGUAAAACGGUUUCAGCCGGAACUUUUGACGUUCGGAAGGCCUUCCGGAGUACGGUUAUUCAAACUUCCCGCUGCGAUAUCCGAGUCGGACUUCUGUACGGGCACGCAGAAUGUGGAACUGAACCGGAAUCUGACGAUCCGAUGCAAACCGCUGGCCACCUCGGACAUGCUCUCCCAGUGCACAGAAAACGAUUUCCUGAGUGCCCUGGCCAUGUUCGGAAAUGGAGAAUUCACGGAGAGAAGGGAGAACGAGACGGUGGACGUGCGGAGAGUUUCCCCCGAACAACUGAGGGCACCCGUCUGGAACGGAUCCGCGUGCAUCGGAGUCAUCAAAUCCGCGAAUGUGCUGUUCGAAGUGAACGGAACAUGGCUCAGUUCGGUGCAAGUUAGGGUUCAGUACGACAUUCUGCCCGCAAAUGUUGACAACAAAUGGUUCGAACAGACGUUUUCUGUGGCGUUCGUAAGGCUGAAACCUCCGAAAGUCGUUAGUGAAGAAGAGUUGGCAAGGAAUGAGACCGAUCGUGGGGAAGGGUACAGAAGUGGAGGACAGGUGUAUCGGCUGCAAAGUCAGUGGGACCCCACCACUCUCAUGCAGUCUUUUUUUCUUUUCAGAUUCCAUUGCCGUUCCGUUCGCAGUGCCCACUCUGGGACAGUGUUAUUCGGGAGCCGUGCCCCCUUCCGCCGUCCUUUUCCUCCGUUCGAUGACUGCCAUUUGCACCGUUCCGAGCAGCAGUUGCGAAGAUGCUCGUACAAAAGCCAAGUCUUUCUACGAGCAAUUGUACCCGUCGGAGUUCGCAUCGACGCCUUCUGAAGAUCUGAAUUCGGCUAAGGUGGCCAAGACCAACGUUACGUGGGAAGAAGUAUUAAUAUAUUGUACAAAAGAUAAUUUGAUCUUCCGUUUUUCAGCUGAACCCGUCGACGUCGUCUUGCCGGCUGCCCGUCUCUUCCCUUCUUCAAAUUUAUCAUGCUAAACAGGGAUCAACCCAUAACUUCAGGGAAGUCGUUGUAGCUGGAAAUGUGCAAUUGGAACUUGAUGAUGUUUGUGCCACUUUUUCUUUAAAGUAUCAUUAGAGCGUUCUUCCAGAUAAACUAUUUGCCCGGCCAAGAGAUCCGACUUCCCUUCGCCAUCACUUUCACAGAUGUGACCCCUCCACCGAAAUCUGUGUUCGCAGCUCUUCCGUACAUUGAUAUCAGGCUUCCUCAUGAUUUCUUUUACCCUUUUGUGAGCAGUUUAACGUGUUCCCCGACCUUUCUCCUUACCUUUUUGUUCACAAUGUUACUGUCGGUUCAAUAAACUUAUUGCUACUUUCAGUAAUGAACAAUUUCAUGAGAAACAAAAAUAACACAAGAAGGUAAAAAUUUUACGUCGCGUAACUUCAGCUGAAUUCAGAAAUCAGACGUCUUCUAUUCUCCGUUAAACAACGAGCGUUACGUGACUCCGAAAUUCCGCUCAAAUUCUCGAGUUUGCUGACGCAUUUCUGUUGAAAAUUGCGUGAUGGCGCACUUUUGGUAGUUUUUAAGCUUUUUUUUCUUGAAAAAUAGAAUAUAUUAGUCUUUUUCUCUCCCUUUAUCUCAAAACAAAUCGAGAAUAUACAAAACAACGCCUCUUUUAGGUAAUCUCCCCGCCCAAAAUGGAAGAGUACACCAGAGAGCCGUGGUAGAGUCUUUCUCGUUUUUCUUGUUAUCAAAAAUUAACUUAUUACAGCCCAUAUCGUAUCGGAGACGAUAUUGGAUCAGCCUUCGCAAUGGGUCUUGUCGGAGGAUCGAUUUUCCAGACAUUCGGAGGAUAUAAGAAUGCGGCUAAGGGGCAGAAGUUAGUCGGAAUGAUGCGUGAGGUCAGAAUGAAAAGCACAGUGACUGGGGUUCAAUUCGCCGCUUGGGGAGGCAUGUUCAGUACCAUCGACUGCUGUCUCGUCGCCAUCCGCAAGAAGGUAACUUAAUAUUUUCCACGGACUUGUCAAAUCAGUAAUUCAGGAGGAUCCGAUCAAUUCCAUUGUGUCUGGAGGCUUGACAGGAGCUCUUCUCGCUAUCCGUUCGGGUCCUAAGGUAAAAUCAUUUCUUGCACAAGAGAAAAAGUAUUUGUACUAUUUCCAGGUGAUGGCGGGCAGUGCAGUUCUCGGAUCAGUAAUUCUGGCAAUGAUCGAAGGAGUCGGUUUGGUUACCACUCGAUGGAUGGGUUCUAUGAUGGAUCCGACGCAGCCACCGGUAACGUUUUACUGAUGAACUAGUUCUAAUGAACGGUUUUCCAGCCAGAAGCUCUCGAUGAUCCGCGAAGUCUGGGCCAGAAGAGCCAAGCCGAACCAGGAAUCGAUCAGUCAAGACCGUUCGGAAUCCCAACGGGUCUGCCUAACCUUUCCUAG